AUGGUGAAAUCUUGUUCGUCUACUACGUUGAAUAACAUUAAGAAAAAAACUUCGGAAUUAUCUACGCUGUGUAGCGUUGAUGUGUGCAUCUUAUCUUUCUCGGCCGACGGAAGAGAAGUGGAGACUUGGCCGGAAAAUCCUAACCAACUCAAACCCAUUCUCAGGCGAUACAAGGAACACCGAUCCUCCAAAUUACUUAAUAGUAGUAAUAAUAAGAGCGGAGUCGGAGGAACAACCGAUCAAUUUCGACGACGAACAAGUCCCCGGCCCCCCUGUUCUUGGAAUAGAGAUUCUAUUUUAUCGUUGGUUAAUGGUUUGUCCUCAAAUUCUUUAAAGAUUUUCUCCGACCAAAUCGCAGCAAAGCUUCACAUCAUCAAUUCUAAAAUGGAGUUCCUCAAAUCGCAGCAGCAGCAAAGCUUCUCCAAUCUUUAUAAUUCAGAAAAUAAUGCUGGUUAUCAACUCUUUACUCCCGAUCCGCAGCCGCCGGCGGCAUCUCAUUUUUAUUCCGACGACAUUUAUUCUGAUGAAAUAAUAUCACUUAUUGACGAUCUACCCAUCGUGUCAGAAACUAUUUGCGUUCCUCCUGUUGUUUCUGAUGAUCUUCCGUCAUUGCCAUGGGCAGAGGACAUUAUUAAUGGUGGUUGGCAGAUGCAGAUGGAUCAACAUCUCAAUUUCAAUCCUCAAGUCCCCUCCUCCUCAAAUACAGCAGGGGACAUUAUUAAUGGGGAUUGGCAGAUGCAGAUGGAUCAACAUCUCAAUUUCAAUCCUCAAGUCCCCUCCUCCUCAAAUACAAUAAUAAACCAAGCAUCAUCGGACUGGCUUUUGUCAUCUCUUUGUUCCGAUGAUCACAUGCAAUUUGCACCGCCCGCGCAGCAAUCGCAACAGCUCUCUGCAUUAAUGGACGAGUUCCUGCGCGAAUGUUUUUAA
Molecule: messenger RNA, 927 nt
Organism: Impatiens glandulifera
Lineage: Eukaryota; Viridiplantae; Streptophyta; Magnoliopsida; Ericales; Balsaminaceae
Exons: 1
Coding region: 1-927 (308 amino acids)
Molecular function (GO): DNA binding; protein dimerization activity
Source: RefSeq, a predicted model, not a curated record